AUGGAUGAUUAUAAUGAACGGAACUCGAUUUAUUCGUUUGACUCGGUUAGUACUAAUGGUAGAUUAUUAGAUCGGUUAGGUCUUGAUAAUGAUACUUCAGAUGAUCAAGUCAAUGAUCAUGCUAACAAUCACUCAAAUAACGAAAUUCCUUAUAAUAAUGUGUUUAAUAAUGACUCUAAUGACCCAAUACCACUUGAUGAUGAUAAUGAUGAAUUUGACCCACUGCGGAGAGACUCAAUGAUUUCAAUUCAAUCUACGGGAAGGUUACUAGAUCGUCUAGGCUUAGAUGAUGACGAAUUUGUUAAAAGAAAUUCAACUAUACAAAAACCUCAUCAACCAAGACCAACUAAUCCAAGACAGCCUAAUUUACCUCAACAUCAACAACGCCAACCUACAAAUCAACAACGCCAACCUACAAAUCAUUUGGCUGGAAAUCUUCAGCAUCAACAUCAACAACGCCAACCUACAAAUCAUUUAACUGGAAAUCUUCAGCAUCAACGUCAUCCUCCUAAUCAUUUACCAAGGAACCCUCAACAAGCUCAACAGUUUUUAAACAGUGUGAUCAAUAAACCAAAACCCAACAAUCAAAAUCAACAACAACAAGCUUUACAAAGGAAAAAAUCAGUUAAUGUUAAAAACGUUAAUGUAGUUUACUCGAAAAGAUCAAACUCAAUUAGCUCGUUCAGCGCUGAUUUCCAAUUAUCAAGAAAUUCUUCAAUGAAGUCGGAAUAUACCGUUGAUCAGCCAAUUGAAGACGAUUCCGAUAAUGAAACCAUUAAUUCGGUUGAUACCUACACCGGUAACUCUAGUGCUUCAAUUGGAAUAAUCGAAAAUGAUUUAUAUAAUGACGAUACAAGCAUUUCAGACGAUGAAGUCUUUAAACAUCCGGGACCAAUUGAUCAAACUUUGCGGAACUCGAAUGAAUCUUUGGCUGACUCUUUAGAUUUGAAAUCAGCAGCAAAUGUUGAAUCAUUUAAUCCUCCAAACGCUCUUCCCCACAACCUUUUAGGCAGAAGUCCAAGUGCACCAAUUGUUUCGACAAAUUCUUCCAAUGAUUCUUUUCCUAAACCUCCUAGCUUAUCUCCUCAGCAAAGAAGAGUUACCUCAGAUAAUAUAAAUACCAGUCCUUCAUCAAUAAGUUCAAGCCCUAAUCCGUCACCAGCUCCUCCAAACUCAGAAUUAUCAGUUGAAUCAAGAACCAAAAUGGCUAUACAACUACGUAGUAUGGGAAAUCAUCGUGAAGCUUCUUACCAAUUACAAAUAGCCGCCAAUCGUCCAAACAAUUAUCCAAAGGCCAUGUAUCUCUAUGCUUUGGCUUUGAGAUUCGGUCAAGGGGUUAAGAAAAACGAUCGUCAUUGUUUAAAAUGGUUAGUUAAAAGUAUUUUAAUCUCAAUCAUGUAUGACACUUUGAGAUCUUCUGAUGCCCCAAAUAUUUCAAUAACUUUGAAUAACUACGUGACCAAGUUGAACGAUUUACAACCAGAAGAAAUGAUUUCAAUGAUUUACAAAUCGUUAUUAAAAGAAAAAGAUUAUGAUGAUCCAAUUAAAAUAUAUAAUCACUUUAAUCAAAUGGGUGAAUCCAAUUUAUCAAAAUUAAUCAAUAAUUUAAAUAAACAGAAUAAUGUAAUUCCAUUAUAA
Hyphopichia burtonii NRRL Y-1933 is the source of this 1638-nucleotide messenger RNA. RefSeq lists its product as uncharacterized. The coding region runs from base 1 to 1638 and encodes 545 amino acids. The record is from RefSeq and is a predicted model, not a curated record. The transcript is spliced from 2 exons. Gene Ontology annotation, molecular function: protein binding. Lineage: Eukaryota; Fungi; Ascomycota; Pichiomycetes; Serinales; Debaryomycetaceae.